This is a messenger RNA of Camellia sinensis, 2919 nucleotides long. NCBI's taxonomy places the organism in Eukaryota, Viridiplantae, Streptophyta, Magnoliopsida, Ericales, Theaceae. The record is from RefSeq and is a predicted model, not a curated record.
AUUUCUUCCACUCCCGUUUACAUAUCAUGUCUAUGAAGAAACUGUACAUUGGUUCCCUUUUGGGCGCCCUGCUACUGCAUUCACUCAUGGUUGAGUUGGCCAUUUGUUCCUCAAACUUCACUGAUCAAUUGGCUCUCCUCUCCUUCAAAUCCUCAAUCAACUUUGAUCCCAAUAAUGUGUUGAGUAACUGGACACAAGAAACCGACUUUUGUGGCUGGCCGGGGGUCUCUUGUAGCCGACGUAGGCAAAGAGUCACGGGUUUGAUCCUUCGCGGCAUGGGUCUCCAAGGCACCAUAUCUUCUCGUGUCGGUAACCUUUCCUUCCUCCAAGUGCUCGAUCUACGCAACAACAGCCUCCAUGGUCAUCUGACCGAUGAAGUUGGCCGUUUGCAUUACUUGACAAGUCUAUUGUUAACGAACAAUAUGUUGGAAGGGGGCAUCCCAAUGGAUUUGCACCGGUGUCGGAUGCUUCGUCUCAUAUAUCUUACAAAAAAUAAUUUUAACGGUAGCAUACCAAAAGAGUUGAGUACCUUACCCUUUUUGAGGUAUCUUGCACUAGGAGAAAAUAAGCUUACAGGUACCAUUCCACUUUCCUUCGGCAACACUUCAAGCUUACAACGGCUUGUGUUACAAUUUAACAACAUUCAUGGAAGAAUUCCAACUGAAUUAGGACAACUUCCAAAUCUGCAGAUAAUUUCCUUGAGUGACAAUCUUCUCACAGGUACAAUUCCGCCUUCCUUUGGCAACACUUCAAGCUUAAAAUGGUUUGGCUUGGCAUAUAACAACAUUCAUGGAAAAAUUCCAAUUGAAUUAGGACAACUUCCAAAUCUACAGAUAAUUUUCUUGAGCGGCAAUCAUCUCAUAGAAAACAACCUUACAGGUACCAUUCCACCAUCCUUCGGCAACACUACAAGCUUACAAGGGCUUGGGUUACAAUUUAACGACAUUCAUGGAAGAAUUCCAACUGAAUUAGGACAACUUCCAAAUCUGCAGAUAAUUUCCUUGAGUGACAAUCUUCUCACAGGUACCAUUCCACCUUCCUUUGGCAACGCUUCAAGCUUAAAAUGGUUUGGCUUGGCAUAUAACAACAUUCAUGGAAGAAUUCCAACUGAAUUAGGACAACUUCCAAAUCUGCAGAAAAUUUAUUUGAGCAACAAUCGUCUCACAGGUCCAAUUCCAUCUGGGUUGUUUAAUAUUUCGUCAUUGUCGCACUUACUCCUUGGUUCUAAUCGACUCAAUGGUCAACUCCAAGAAUUCCCAAAUAAUUCAUUGCAAUUGUUAGAUUUGAGCAUCAAUGAACUAAGUGGCCCCAUCCCACCACUUGUGGUGACAAACUUUUUAAUCUCACACAAUAAAUUCACAGAGAUCCCUUCGGCGAUUUGUAAUGUGAGUUCCAUUGAGAUCCUUGAUUUGUCUCAUAAUAGCUUGAGUGGUGUAAUUCCACAAUGUUUAGGAAACUUUAGCAAUGUACUCAGUGUGUUAGAUCUUAGAAAGAAUAACUUUCACGGCAGCAUUCCGACCUCAUUUGCAGAGGGAAACCAGUUGAAGACUAUUGAUUUAAACGGGAAUCAAUUGGAAGGGAAAGUGCCACGAUCCUUGGCAACAUGUAGACACUUGGAAGUUCUAGACUUUGGGAACAACAAUAUAAAUGACACAUUCCCCUACUGGUUGGAAACUCUUCCAGAGUUGCAAGUCCUUGUCUUUCAAUCCAAUAAAUUUCACAGUCCCAUGGGCUCUUCCAAAACUCAAUUACCCUUUCCUAAACUUCGAAUCUUGGAUCUUUCUCACAAUGAGUUUAGUGGCUUUUUGCCAACAACAUAUUUCAAGCAUUUCAAAGCUAUGAGGAUCAUCAAUGAAAGUGUGGGACUGAGAUAUAUGGGGGAAUCUUAUUAUCAUGAUUCAGUGACAAUCAUGGUAAAGGGUCUUGAGAUUGAAUUACCAAGAAUUCUAACAAUUUUCACGACGAUUGACUUAUCACACAACAAAUUUAGUGGAGAGAUUCCAAACGUCAUCGGAAAGCUUUAUGCACUUCGAUUGCUUAACUUAUCUCACAACAACCUUGUUGGCAAUAUUCCUCCAUCACUGGGAAAUCUUUGUUCGCUUGAAUCCUUGGACCUCUCUUCAAACCAACUUUCUGGUAAGAUUCCUAGCCAAUUGACAAGUCUGACAUUUCUUGGAGUCUUAAAUUUUUCAGAAAAUCAUCUUGAGGAUCGCAUACCUCGUGGCAACCAAUUUGAAACAUUUGAUAAUAGCUCGUACAAUGGGAACUUGGCAUUGUGUGGAUUUCCUCUAUCAAAGGAAUGUGAAGAUAAUAAGACACCAUUACAUCCAACACCUAUGUUGCACAAGAAAGAUGAUCCAACUUUUGCACAUGGAUUUAGUUGGAAAGUGGUACAAAUGGGGUACGGAUAUGGAAUGGUAUUGGGAUUGGUAAUGGGAUAUAUUAUGUUCUUAAUUGGAAAACCAAAAUGGUUUGUAAGAAUUGCUGAAGGAGAACAACAGAAGAACGGGAAAAGGUCACACAAGGGUGGUAACAAACACGAAGGGAGAAGAAAGUAGCAAACACAAAUGUCUUGUCAGGUAGGUAGUGCUUUACCAUUUUUUUUCAUUGUUAGAUGAAUAGAGAACUUUUUUUUAUAAUGGCAUAACGGUUAAGUGAUGUUUCUAACAUUGUACUAUGCUACAGAAGAAGUAAGAUUUGUGCAAAAAAUUCUCCAUUCGUUUGAGUAACUUUAAAUAUGCUUACUGAUAAAGUAGUUUGAAAUGCAAGCUUUGCACAAGGUAAUUAAAAUACUUAAGUUAUUAGAUUGAUUUGGAAACAAAGCCAAAUAAUAAUUUUAUUUUAAUUAGUGAAUGAACAUUGUGUGUACUAUUAAUGAAGUGUUAUGCUAUAAUGAUCAUAUACAACCUGGUUUGAUGA